UCGCCCAAGAAUGUCAGAAUAGUACAGAUAUCCCCCAAAUGUCAGGACCAGUACAGAUAUCCCCCCAAUGUCAGGACAGUACAGAUAUCCCCCAAAUGUCAGGGACAGUACAGAUAUCCCCGAGACAGUACGAUAAUCUGCCCAAAUGUCAGGACAGUACAGCAUAUCCCCCAAAUGUCAGGACGGUACAGAUAUCCCUAAAAUGCCCCAUUUUUUGCAGAGUAGAAUGUCCGACGUUACUUCAUAAGAGGAAUUUUAUGUGCAAGUUUUUUUAAUGCCCUUUUGUAUUUUUUUGUCAUAA
Messenger RNA from Staurois parvus, 301 nucleotides. The record is from the annotation of a GenBank genome assembly. Lineage: Eukaryota; Metazoa; Chordata; Amphibia; Anura; Ranidae.